This is a messenger RNA of Spirodela intermedia, 258 nucleotides long. Lineage: Eukaryota; Viridiplantae; Streptophyta; Magnoliopsida; Alismatales; Araceae. The record is from the annotation of a GenBank genome assembly.
AUGGAGUUGAGGGGGGAGGAGGCUUUGUAGUGGGUGGUUCUUGAUCAUUUGGCGGAGGAGGAGGGGAUCCUUUCGAGGUCUCAUUUUCUGAAACAGAAGCCGGAGAUUGAGCUGAAUUCGACAUUACCCCUAGUCAACCUUUUUCCUUCAAUGCAUUCCCCUAGGCCUACAGUUCAGUCGUCUGCGGUUCAAGCCAAUCUCUGGGACCUCAAGAAGAUGAAAAAAACUAAGCAAUCCAAGGACCGCCUCACGCCAUAG